Rhinocladiella mackenziei CBS 650.93 is the source of this 2163-nucleotide messenger RNA. RefSeq lists its product as uncharacterized. The record is from RefSeq and is a predicted model, not a curated record. The transcript has a single exon. NCBI's taxonomy places the organism in Eukaryota, Fungi, Ascomycota, Eurotiomycetes, Chaetothyriales, Herpotrichiellaceae. The coding region runs from base 1 to 2163 and encodes 720 amino acids.
AUGCCGUCAGAAUGGCUGGAGAAAGAGUUUCGCCCGAACAAUCCACCGAAUGCAAGCAUCAAAGAGGAGGCUAACGAUGAGCAAGAAGAGCUUUCGACCGAGAAAGGACUCCCUGAAUAUUUCCCAAUACAGUUCGAAGGAUCGGGGAAACAUCAGUAUCAAACGAACUUUGAAUUCGACAGAAACAUGCCGGAUGCAGAGCAAAUACCCCAUUCCCGAAGGGGGCCGUCCCGUCGCGCCACGCAACAAGUUCAGCCAGAGAUACCUAAAGAAAAGCAUCAUCAUGCGCGCCAAAAAGCCAAAGAAAUAUUGGACGAUGAGGAAGAAGAACUUUUGCCGGAUCAAGUUAAGAAAGAGAAUCUUCACGACCGUCAACGUGACCGUGAUGAAUCAGGCUGCCGUUGUCAGUCUCUGUAUUGCGAAUGCCCAGGAUGUAGCCAUUCGGAGCAAGUCAAGCAAUUGAAUGCAGAAACACGGAGAAAAUGGGGAUCGGAACAAGCCCAAGAGCAAACCUGUGGCAGUGGAUGUCAGCAGCAGAAGUGUUCCUGUCUUCCGGGGCUGCAUUGCUGCAACAAUUGCCAUACGCAUUCCAAGAAAAGCGUCGAAGGGCAGGACAGUUACGAGGGCAAUUUACCUAGACAGAAAUGCCAAUGUCAGUCCAGUAAUUGCCAGUGCAAUGAUUGUCCCGAACAUAUAAGGGCGAAAGCCGAAUAUGGACCUUCAAGCGAAGAACUCGUCCAACAAUCAGAUAUAUGGGUUCGAUGCUCAGAGCCUCCGCCUGACUGGCAGGAUCAAUUUCCAGAUGGCGAGUUGGUGUGGGCCAAAGACGGAAAAUUUUCCAUCCAAAGCGGUUUAAACUGGGGGAUGCCUCGCGAGACGAUCGAAAGAUUCGACAAGGAAAUCGUUCCUGGGAGGCCAGAUAUGUCCCGCGAAGAGAGAAGUAAAGCGCUGUUCGAAUUUCACCGUCUCGAGAUGGAAGAAGAGAACAGAUGGAGGGGCCAGCAUGCAAGAUCAGAAGAACAUGACCCUAAAUCGGCCGAGUACAAAUGUAAGGAUUUUGCGUACAUCGAAGCCCAAGCCUUUUCGUGCAUUCGUGGUAGCGAGUGUGCUUGCUCUCCAGGUACCUGCAAAUGCGGCGACAGGCAACAUGAACCUCCAUCGAUCAUGGUGGAGGAACCCGGAGAGAUCAGACCCAACAAACAUGAUGCAUCCUUUCCACAGCCACAACAAGUGACAAGACUCUGCCAAGAAGAGGACGUCGAUCGAACUGUGACUUCGAAUCUGAACACGGGAGGCCCCUGUCCGGAACACCUUCAACUGCCGGAGUUAAUGAGCGAAUCGUCCACUCAAUCUUCCUCUCGAGUUGGAACCUCGAUUGAUUCUGUCCGUCAAGGGUCGAACAUAUUUAUAAGCCGACCAGACACUCCACGACCUCCUGCGACCUCGGUUCCAUCGACACCGUAUGCUUCGGACGUCCUUCAAGACCAUAUUCAACAAAGUGUAGAGCCUAAACUGCCACGGCCGAAUUGGCUCCGGGGGUCAACGCCUGCAUAUGAAGAUCGCUCUCUCACUCCGUCUCCUAUCUCUAGGCGUGGAGCUGAUGUGGCAAUGCGAGAUGUCUUGGGAGAAGUCUCACCCCCGGCAUGGGACCGGGAAGAAUCCUUUCCACCAGCAACGCUACAAUCCGAAUCCCGGAUGAAAGUGAGCCCACAUACUUCACCAAAGAAGCCGGUCCUACCCCCAAUACCCACCGGCACUAGUCCGUUGAAACAGCCCAAACGUGGGGAUAGACGGAAAUCCGGUGUUCAGGGCGCCAAAGUCGACAAAAGAUCUGUGACUGGUUCGACCAAGCCAACGUCGACGCCCACGAGCAGGAAUGUGGCCAGGACACCUACAGCUGUUCGUCAGCCCACAAGUUCGGUUGGAAAAUUGGUCGAGCGGGCACAGAAGGUUGUCGGGGAAGACGGAGGGAAAAGGAUUACCGGAGCAGGGAAGGGCAAGGCAAAGGCAGGUGACAAGGCCCCCCGGGCGGUGGAGGAGAUCGAAAAGCAAAUAAGGCGUCAAGAGGAGGAGGAAUAUAGGAAGCAGAAGGACGGAACCCCGGUGCGCAGGAGUGCGAGGGCGAACAAAGGUGUGAGAACGUCGACGGGCAGUCUUCCUUGA